GGGGUCCUUCGCUUCGGUUGAAUGAUGUUUGAUAGGCUGUGGAUUUCAUUACUUGCAGUCUCCUUCAAUUCGCCCUCCACUCCAGUCCAACCGGUGAAGUCUACAGCGGCGCCACUAACAUCUGAAAUAAAGUCACUUUAGUUGAGCUCUAGUCCCAUAUUUUACCGGUAAGUGAAGCAACUAAACUGGCUUUUACUGUAGGUGAACAAGCCAAACUAUAUAUUUUCGCAGUUUAUGACCACGCUUGCCCGAGAACUGCCUGACACGCUAUCACUAAAUGUUCCUAGCUAGCUAGCCAGCCGGUUAGCAUUAGCUAGCUAUUGAGCUGUGCUGCAGGGACUAUUUAUGUCCGCUGCACAUGUGUGAAAUUAAGACUACAAAUUAAACUAGGUUACUUUGGAGCAGCUAACUGUGAGUUAGUUAGGAGAGAACUCCAGUAUUGUGCGCCAACUCAAUCUGCCAACGAACGUAGCUGUAACUAAUUUAGUUAGCUUCCUUGGCAUGCAAUGCAUGUCUGGCAAUGCAGACGUCCAGCAGGUUACAUAGCUAGUUGUGUGCAUUGCUGACUAUUUUUAACGUGUCGAAACAACUUAUACAUUUCUGUACAGAAAAGGCACAAGGAGUAGGUACAUUGAUGUAUUGUCCAGAACGUUGUAGACACGCGCUUCUACGCCAGCUAGCUCGCCACAGCAACACUAGAUGGUUAUUAGCCAUAGGAUAGGUUGAAAUGUUAAUGGCUUCUCUCAGUUAACCUUCCCAACCUUUGCUCUGUAUGACGUUUGACAUUACACUUGCCAGACUUGGAAUACCAGUAUUUUCCAUGUCAUUAGCUUGCUAGCUAGCCACUUUAGCUAACGUUAGAUACAGAACUGCAAUUUACAUUUACAUUUUAGUCAUUUAGCAGGCGCUCUUAUCCAGAGCGACUUACAGUUAGUGAGUGCAUACAUUUUUCAUACUGGCCCCCCGUGGGAAUCGAACCCACAACCCUGGCGUUGCAAGCGCCAUGCUCUACCAACUGAGCUACAGGAGGCUCCCACUAUCUGCUAACUAGCUAACGUUACCAGUCAGUCUAACAUCUACUGAAUGUCAUGUGCCUGCUUCAUGGCAUAUGACGAGAACUGAAUUGCUUAAUUGAAGCAUAAAUUGUAGCAAGGAUUUAUGGUUGUCCACUUCUGAAAAGUGUGUACUGACAGGUGAAUGUCUUGACACUGUUAGUGUAGAACACUAGGCAUUCCUGAACCAUAUUAUAACAGUGUGGUGGACAUGGACAAUGUCAAAUUGUCUCAUACAAACUGAUGUACUCAACUCCACUGUUAUGACAACCACAUCAUGUCAAAAAUGGAUUCACUACACAAACACCCCUCGCUUACAGUAUACCAUAUGCUAUACACUCAUUCAAAGAUGAGGCCUCAUACGACCUAGGUAUGACUGUGUGGUCUUGUAACGGAAAGACCCACCUACCAUUGUCUGUCCUACAGACUGUUCUAGGAUAAUAGUAAUGUAGUCUCUGAAUUGCACCAUACCCAGUUAUUGAUUAAUAGGACAGACUGUGUAGGAGCCAGAACUUGGCUGGAGAGUGGAGCCCUUUCCAGACCCACCCCUACUAGAAUUGUUUUAUUUUCCUCCACCUGGCCUUGAUUGAGUGAGUCAUGGAGUUGUGGCCUAGUGUCAGUUUAGAUAAGUUGGCCAUGCAGACACACAGGCCACUUAUCAUGCCCACUUGGAGGAUCAGCAUCUGCAAGGGAACCCAUGCUCUGAGCUGAUAGAGCUGGCUCCUAUACAGACAGUCAACCACGCCCUUUUAAUGUAUAGUUGGGGGAAAAUAAACAUAUUAUCCCAAAGGAUGACUAGCUGUUUUGGAUGAAUAGCUAUGUUUAUAGACUCAAAAUAAACAUUGUUUUCUGAAGCAGGCACCCUUGCACAGGCAUUUUGUAAACCAAAAUAUACUCUGACUGUGUAAUGUAUGCAUUUUUUCUCCCUUGCUGCAGGUGUAAUGGCAGUGCCUCCAUCAUAUGGUGACCUCGGCAAAUCCGCCAAGGACAUCUUCAACAAAGGCUAUGGUACUGUACCCUUCACUCUGGAACAAAUAGGCUAUACUGUAGUGGUGGUUGUAAUGGAACACCUUGUGUAAGAAUAACCAUUAGGGUAGGUUUGUUAGAGGCAUGCUAAACCAAUAGGAGGGAUGGGCAGGUGCCCUUUCUAUAUGUAAGCAAUUGAUGUGACGUGUUAUUUUUGUGUCCAAGGAAAAUAUUUUAUAUAUAAUAAUAAAAACAAUAAAUGCAAAACAUUCUUACAGCACAUUUCUACAUGUUCUCCCCCGGAUCAAUUAUCACACAGCAUGAAAAUGUUUACAGUUUUGGCGUAUCAAAGUGUGAAAAUGUAAUAUGGUGUAACUGUCCGAGGAUGAAUUUGAACAACGAAAGUGUUGUGAAAUAGGUUUUAAUUUGUAAGAACUUUGCUUUCUCCCUGAAGGGUUUGGCCUGGUGAAGCUUGAUGUGAAGACCAAGUCUGACAGCGGAGUGGUAAGUUUACUUAUUUUCUUUCUAAUCAUUUGUGUACUUUGAAAAUGAAAGUAGAAUUAUAUCUACUCACUAAAAAAAAUUAAAAGGUACCCAAUUGUCAUACUUGAGUAAAAGUAAAGAUACCUUCAUAGAAAAUGACUCAAGUAAAAGUGUCACCCAGUAAAAUACUACUUGAGUAAAAGUCUAAAAGUAUUUGGUUUUAAAUAUACUUAAGUAUCAAAAGUAAAUGCAAUUGCUAAAAUAUACUUAAGUAUAAAAAUCAUUUAAAAUUCCUUAUAUUAAGCAAACUUUAAAAAAAAAAAAAAAAAAAAAAAAGACAUUUACAAAUAGCCAGGGGCACACUCUAACACUCAGACAUAUUUACAAACAAAGCAUUUGUGUUUAGUGAGUCCACCAGAUCAGAGGCAGUAGUAGAUGACCAGGGUUGUUCUCUUGAUUAGUGUGUGAAUUGGACCAUUUUCCUGUCCUGCUAAGCAUUCAAAAUUUAAGGAGUACUUUUGUGUGUCAGGGAAAUUGUAUGGAAUAAAAAGUACAUCAUUUCUUUAGGAAUGUAGUAAAGUAAAAGUUGUGAAAUACCCCAAAAAAUGACUUAAGUAGUACUUUAAAGUAUUUUUACUUAAGUACUUUACACCACUGUAUCUACUCUACCAUUUGUAGAAGUGUAUAUGUCUUUAUGAUCGCAGUAAUUGUGCAAUAGAAGGUAACUUUGAAUUUACAACCCUGGGAGCUUGACAGCAGCAUAGUUCAAUACACUCCUUGAUAAUAAAAGCCCAAGUGCUUUCAGAUAUUUUUACGACAUUGAUUUUUGUUCAUAUCUUGAUUUGAGUCUUUUUACGAAUGUUAUACAGGAGUUCAAAACGUCUGGCUCCUCAAACACGGACAACAGCAAGGUGGCGGGCAGCCUGGAAACCAAAUACAAGAGGUCCGAGUACGGCCUGACCUUCACAGAGAAGUGGAACACUGACAACACCCUGGGAACAGAGAUCACCAUCGAAGACCAGGUUUGGAUUCAACAAAACUUUAUUUAAAGUGCUUUUGUAACAAUCGGUUAGAUUUUGUUGUGUACGGCUGUCUAUGAAGCGUCAUGAUAGCCUUGACACACAAUUGGAAAAGGGGAUUCAAACAAAUAAUGAAUAUCCAAUAUGUCUUGAUCAAAUUAAAUGCAGGUAGAUCAACCUUGAGUUACCAGUCUUGUUCCAACUUUCUGUUCUUGUUCCUUCUAGAUUGCCAAGGGUCUUAAGCUGACAUUUGACACAACCUUCUCACCAAACACUGGGUAAGAUUAGUAAUGUACAAUUUCAAUGCAGAGGACUAGUUCUAGUACUUAUAGGAUCUAUGGGUGCCGAUGGUGUGAACAUGUAGUCAGUCCAGCACGUAGUGUCCUUACAUGAAGGUAACAUGAUCUGGGGUGCGCAGUCCUUACAGGCACGUGGGCGGAUCUGAGGUGACGGGUCAGUCAAAUGAACUUUAGUCUGAAAUGGCUCUCAUCUGUGUAGUAUUUAUUAUCACAUCCAAGCCAUGGAUUGUGUUACUGUUGUUUUUGUGCUUGUAUUUGAAUGGAGUUGUUUAUUCUCCUAGCAUUGCCUCCAGACUGCGACCAUUUGGUCGCAUUUUGCGUUCCUUUGACUUGGCUAUCCAACUUGCAUUUUUUUAUUGGUCGCAUUAAUGCGAGCUGCAAAUUCUCAGGCUAUUCCCCCCCCCAAAAAAAAAAAUAAUAAUAAUAAUAUUUGCCCACUAAAACCAUUAUUUGGUCCAACGGUAGCCUAAAGUGCCUUUUAAUAUCCGUAUUCCUCCAUGAAAGUCUGCCCAGCCACUGUGGCUGUUUCUCCUGAUUGCAUAAGCCUAUGUAUAGACAUCAUUGGGUAGUAUGCUGCCAAAUAAAAAUUUAGGGCAUUUCAUUUACUGUUAGAUUAAAUUAAAAGACUAACUAGCAGCCUAUUAUAUUUAGCAAUCUAGCUAAUGAGUUUCCACUUCCUCAGAUGAUGAAUUAGGCUAAGUCAUUUUGGGCUAUGUGAUAUUUGUACACACAAAAAUAAGCUAGCAAAUGAAUCUAUUGAAUAAAAUAAAUCUGUAAUUCUGGUGAUCUGCAGUCAUUGGUUUAGGUUGCACUUCAAAGUGUCUUGAUCAUGUGUCCUGCUUGGAGAUGUUAGAUGAAACCUACUUCUUGAAUCAUACCAUCACCGUAACACGGGACAAUUUUGGUGCGACCAAAUCAUGGGCUGGUGCCACCAACUGAAUGUUAGUGGCACCAGGAGAAAGGGUUGGCCUGGAGCCCUGUCCAAGCCCCCGGCCCUACCUCCACUCCUAUGCAGUAGUGCCUCCCCAGCCAGUCAACAUAGUAUUGACUUUCCUGGAAGUGUAAAUCAUGUGGGGAUGGAAUAUGGCACAUGCCUAGUAGUGACACAUGGUGGGCAAGUCGAGGAGGGGGUGGUCGUCGCACUGUCACUGCAUGUCCACUGAGCUCCGGGGGACGAGUUUCCCCUAGGUACAGAUCUAGGAUCAGCUUCCUUUAUCCUAACCUUAACCGUUAGUACAGAAAAUGUGAAAUUGACUCAAGAUCAGUGUCUAGGGGCAACUUCAACCCACAGAAGGCUACAGCUUUUCAGCUAGUGUCACGCUGCCCAGGCUAUUAGUUUAGAACUGGGCUUGGUGUCAUGUAACAUUAGCACAAGAGGCUCAUAAAGUCUGGUUGGUUGUGGUGUGUGUUGGUGCAACUACUAUAAGACUUGUUGGCUAGUGUAAUGAUGAUCCAGAAAGACGUGGCUCAGGAUUGUUAUUGCUUGUGGACUAUUGAUUAUGAACAUAAUAGUGUAUCGGUGAAUUAUUACUGGAGUGAGGUUUUCCAGCUCUUGGUUUGUCCCAAAUGCCUUCAUAUUCUGUUACGGUUGCUACAUUUCCAUCAGACUGGCUAUAUUAAGCCUGAGCUGUUUAUAUUAUGGUUCAGAAUGUAGGCUAUGGCUAACCAAAGCUGUUUUCCUUUCCAACACCAGCAAGAAGAGCGGCAAAGUCAAGACCGCCUACAAGCGCGAGUUUGUCAACCUGGGCUGUGACGUCGACUUUGACUUCGCUGGCCCCACUAUCCACGGAGCGGCCGUCGUGGGUUACGAGGGCUGGCUCGCUGGCUACCAGAUGACAUUUGACACGGCCAAGUCUAAGAUGACCCAGAACAACUUCGCUGUGGGAUACAAGACCGGGGACUUCCAGCUGCACACCAACGUGUAAUUGAGGGCAUACAUGUGUUUAUUAUGAAUUUCUAUUUAGAAUGUUAUGAAUUUCCAGUGCUCUGCUGUGUACAUACAGUACCAAUUACCUUCAAAGGCAAUACCUUGUCUAUUCAAUUGUAAAAAAAAAAAUAUAUAAAAAUAUAUACACACACAAAAAUGGACAUGGAUGAAUGGACAGAGCUGUAGGCAAUAUGGUGAUGGUUCAACCUGAAAAUGAUGAUCAUUGAAUAUCUAAUGAUUGAACCAAAGCCCCUAUACAGGGCUCAAAAUGUCCCUACAGGCCUCCCGAGUGGCACAGUGGUCUAAGGCGCUGCAUCGCAGUGCUUGCUGUGUCACUAGAGAUCCUGGUUCGAUUCCAGGCUCUGUCACAGCCGGCUGCGACAAUUGGCCCAGCGCCGUCCAGGGUAGGGGAGGGUUUGGCCGGCAGGGAUGUUCUUGUCCCAUCGCGCUCUAGCGACUCCUGUGGUGGGCCGGGCGCUGUGCACGCUGACUCUGUCGCUUCCGGGUUAAGCGGGCACUGUGUCAAGAAGCAGUGCGGUUGGGUUGUGUUUCGGAGGACGCACGACUCUCGACCUUCGCCUCUCCCGUGUCCGUAUGGGAGUUACAGCGAUGGGACAAGACGGUAGCUACCAAUUGGAUACCACGAAAUUGGGGAGAAAAAGGGGGUAAAAUACAACAACAAAAAAUUCCUACAAACUGCGUAGGAGGGUAAAGGGCUUUAUUUCAAACUGGCCUACCGAGAAAUACCCUAGUAAUGACUGUGUGCAGUUCUCUCCCUUUUCUUGUGUUACAGUAACGACGGUGCACAGUUCGGCGGCUCCAUCUACCAGAAGGUGAGCCCCGUGCUGGAGACAGCGGUCAACCUUGCCUGGACUGCCGGCAGCAACAGCACAAGCUUCGGCAUCGCAGCCAAAUACCAGCUGGACAAGAGCGCCUCCAUUAGUGUAAGUACAGAGCAGGAGUGACUCUCUUUGUGCCAGUUUCACAGACAGAUUUAGCCUAGACCAGGACUGAAAAGCAUUGUCGAUGGAGAUUUUCCAUUGAAUAUGUUUUUUUUUUUGUCCAGGACUUGGCUUAAUCUGUGUCUGGGGAAACCGCCUGUUUUUGUUUUUAGACUGUGUCCUAUGUAUAGUAUAUUGCUGUCUUCUACACUUACUACAUUGUCUGGCUCUCAAAUAUCAGAGUUGCUAAGUACAUUUCUGACUGCCGUCGUUAGGAACUUUACUCUGCCUUUUGGAUUUUAAGUUAAUCAAUUAAUUCUGUAUUUUCAGGCUAAAGUAAACAACAGCAGCCUUGUCGGUGUUGGCUAUACCCAGACGCUGAGACCAGGUAAGACCUCUCGUUUAAGAAUAAUUAUAAUCGUUAUCUUAUUGGUGUUUCUAAAGGUUAUUUUAUCAUCUGUCACUAGAAUAAAGUUCACAGCACUGGUUCGUGUUCCUUUAGUUCUGAUGUUAGGACUUUAUCCCCCUAGAGUCGAUGUCCGCACCCUGCGGAAUUCUUAGGAUAAUAAUGAAAAUCCCCCAUAAAAACCGUCUGUUUAAGCAAGAGAUUUUUUUUUUUAGCAUAUUAUAAUCUUAUUUACAAUAAGUGACUCCAAAAUGACAAGAAAUUAAUAGUAAAUAAUGUAUUGGGCAACAACUGUGUAGUGGGGUAAUAUUUGAUAUAUGCAUAAUAUUAUAUAUUCCUCAUGAUAAGACUAUGCAAUUAGCCGGGAGAACUGAUAUGUAUAAAAAUACCCUCAAAUAAAAGGUGACAUUCUGUACUGUCGCCUUAUCUAAAACAUUUUAUUUCAAAUCCUAAAUGCUGCCGUAUAGAGCCACAUUUUAAAUGUAUUAGCUUCUGUCCACAUACAUAGGUAGGGGAAUAUACAAUGUGGACCCAGAGGAUAGCACUAAGUAUUAAUUAAAACACUUGUUUCCAAAGUGGUCCUCUUGUGUGUUGCACCAUUCUCCUCUGUAGCCCACUGCUUUAAUGAGCUGAGGGCCAACCCACACGUCAUAAUACACUACAUGACCAAAAGUAUGCUCGUCAAACAUCUCAUUCCAAAAUCAUGGGCAUUAAUAUGGAGUUUGUCCCCCUUUGCUGCUAUAACAGCAUCCACUAUUCUGGGAAGGCUUUCCACUAGAUGUUGGAACAUUGCUGCGGAGACUUGCUUCCAUUCGGCCACGAGCAUUAGUGAGGUCAGGCACUGAUGUUGGGCGAUUAGGCCUGGCUCGCAGUUGGUGUUCCAAUUAAUCCCAAAUGUGUUGGAUGGGGUUGAGGUCAGGUCUCUGUGCAGGCCAGUCAAAUUCUUCCACACUGAUCUCGACAAACCAUUUCUGUAUGGACCUCGCUUUGUGUACGGGGGCAUUGUUAUGCUGGAACAGGAAAGGGCCUUCCCCAAACUGUUGCCACAAAGUUGGAAGCACAGAAUCGUCUAUAAUGUCAUUGUAUGCUGUAGCGUUAAGAUCUCCCUUCACUGGAACUAAGAUAGUGAAGCGUGAUUCAUCACUACAGAGGACACGUUUCCACUGCUUCAGGGUCCAAUGGCGGCGAGUAGAAGUAGACAUGCUUCUAUAAGUGCAUGUAUACACUCGGUACUGCACCAAAAUUGAUUUUGAAGAUGUUAAUACUUUACUGUGGACUCGCACAUGGUGAGUGUUAUGAGUUUCUAGGGUAUCAGGUGAUUACGAAUGUAAGGAUGUACUUAAACACUUUUGGGGAGUUCAUAAACUAUAUUUAAUAUGGUACCAUGGUUAGUUAUAACAGACGAAGGACAUAGCCCUGCCUCUUCCUAACUCCAGAACAAAGAUCCACUCUCUCUCUAUAUAUAUAUACACUCUGUUACAAGUCUCUCCACAAACAUCUGGUAAUCAUUUACAUUUACAUUUUAGUCAUUUAGCAGACGCUCUUAUCCAGAGCGACUUACAGAAGCAAUUAGGGUUAAGUGCCUUGCUCAAGGGCACAUCGACAGAUUUUUCACCUAGUCGGCUCGGGGAUUAGAACCAGCGACCUUUCGGUUACUGGCACAACGCUCUUACCCACUAAGCUACCUGCCGCCCCAAUCAUCAUGGGCACUCCCAUUCUUUGAUGGGCACUCCCAUUCUUUCAUGGGCACUCCCAUUCUUUCAUGUUAUUACCCUUUACCCCCAAGUCAUAUAUCCUGUCCAUCAAUUAUUCUAAGAUCAACAUCAGUAAUCUCCUUUGACAUAACGGAAUGUAGACUCUGUGGCAGCAAACCACUUAUCUACUAACUCCCCUGGUCCACACAAUACUAUGACAUGACAUCAUUACAGUGAGAAUCUGCAAAUGAACUACCGGCAACCAGUCAUUUUCAAUGAAAGGAGUAGACUCAAAGCGACUGUCGGCUAAUAGAGGGAGCUAGCGACCAGACAUUCCCAGCGACUGCUGUCAUGCGUGCUGUUUAAAGGGGAGAUCUCAACGACUUGAUCGCUGAUUAUCUCAGCAAGUGAGUCCCUAGUAAUGCAACAUCCUAUUCAAAUCACUUGCUAUCGAUGUCUGAGUGUUGUUAUAGAUAUACUCAUACUCAUGCAGUGCUACAGAAGGCUCCAAUAGAAGUCUGUUAUGUCAAAGACUUGUUUCUCUUUCAUUUAAAGAUAGGAAAUCAUGUCUGCUCUAUAGGAGAUUUAUAUCUGCAAUGUUGAGAAUGUUGACACCAGGGAUGGAAUUUAAGGAUUUUCACAAGCCUCUGGCUUGCUUAAUUUCCAUCCCUAGUUGACACCUAUUUUCUUUUCACCCUCAUCCUGAAUGCGACCCUGACCUUCUCUCUCCCCUGUUGCAGGUGUGAAACUCACCCUCUCUGCCCUGGUGGACGGUAAGGGCAUCAACGCUGGAGGCCACAAGCUGGGCCUGGGGUUGGAACUGGAGGCCUAAACUCUCCUUGCGGUGAAGGGAACAAGAGAAUAUCAGCAGAAUCUGGCCUUCAAAUGUAUUUCCAACUCAAACCAGCAAGGGGAUAUAUCAUGGAAGGAGGGGAUUUGUUCAGAGGCUACAACAAGAGAAGAAAAAAACACUACCCCGUCAUUCUUUGGUGUACAUGUUUGCUUUGUAGUUGUUUCCAUUAAAAGACACACUUUCAGUGGGUCAAUAAUUUAUACACCUUCUCAUUGCGUCUACCCAACACUGCCAUGACAAUGAAAUACACCACAUCAUUCUCCUCCCAAUGUGGCUAGUUGGUCACCUGUGGCUUCCAUGUUUAUCUCAAGUGUUUUUAUUUGAUGAGACAUCAGAUUGUUUAAACGCGGCAGUUGGGUUUGGUCAUACCUUUCUGAUUUUACAAUUUUUAACGAAUCAUCUAAUAUUCUCAGUUGUCUGAACGUCUCAUUUGCAAUUGUGUUAUUUGCUAGGCUUCCCCUACUAUUUAAAUAUUGUCGUAUACCUUUCCACUCACAUGAGGACAAGCUUAAAGCUGUGUUGUACUGUUAUGAUCUGUCAUUCGGCGAUCAGGGUUUGAGAUGUUAUAUCAAAGCUGUACAUGAUGAAGCCCUCACUUAAACUGAGCAGUUUUGGGGUGGCUUGAAACUGAGUCUGUUAGGGGUAAACCAUUCAUUCUUGGCCGACCUGGCAGGCUUUCUUUGUUUUCUACUGCUGCAGACGACUAAGGGAGGGUUUACUAAGGUUCACAGUAAAGCCGAACUGCCUGGAUACUGUCCGGCUUUGGUGUGGUGUACUCUAAGUCAAGUUCAGUGUGUAUGCUAAACCAGUGGAUUCUUCUGGUCACUUGGCUGACUAAGAACAAGAUCACAGGAAACCUGGAAGGUUGUUGCGUGUAUGUUUUAACUUAUCAAUAAAGUAUUUGAACUCCAGAAUCCAACUCCUUGCUUUUAUUGAGAUUUAACUUCUCUGGGCUUGGGGUGUCUUGCACAUACACUGAGUAUACCAAACAUUAGGAACACCUUCCUAAUAUUGAGUGGCACACCCUUUUGCCCUCAGAGCAGCCU
This is a messenger RNA of Coregonus sp. 'balchen', 10686 nucleotides long. The record is from the annotation of a GenBank genome assembly. Lineage: Eukaryota; Metazoa; Chordata; Actinopteri; Salmoniformes; Salmonidae.